Messenger RNA from Paraglomus brasilianum, 213 nucleotides. NCBI's taxonomy places the organism in Eukaryota, Fungi, Glomeromycota, Glomeromycetes, Paraglomerales, Paraglomeraceae. The record is from the annotation of a GenBank genome assembly.
AUGUCAGUAGGCUCUAAUAGGACUAUCGAAAACGUCUUUCAAGAAUUUCUACAAAGCGAAGAAGGAAAGUUCUUGGGUCAAUAUAUUCAUAAUAAAGAUCAACUGCUUCUCUUUAAACCGCGGAGUGGCAUCUCUCUCAAUGGAGAUAUUUCGACAACAUCCGAAGGACGCCCUUCCCUCUUGCUGUAUAAUCUUGACGAGGACAUGUUUUGA